This is a messenger RNA of Triticum dicoccoides, 1734 nucleotides long. RefSeq lists its product as uncharacterized. The record is from RefSeq and is a predicted model, not a curated record. Lineage: Eukaryota; Viridiplantae; Streptophyta; Magnoliopsida; Poales; Poaceae. The coding region runs from base 978 to 1493 and encodes 171 amino acids. The transcript has 5 exons.
GUGCAAUUCUGCCAUCUUACCUGAGCCGCCUGACACGCCCCCAUUAUUGACACUGACUUUCAAAAUCUGAUUGGGGAUCCUGCGCAAAGGCCAGGCCUCCAUCUAUUCUUUUCAUGCGCUGCUUUUUUUUUCUCCUCCCCUUUCCUUUUCUCUCUCUAGCUUUGCCUUUUCCUCGGCCCCUUUUGUAUCAUUUCCUCCUCCUUCCUCCUUCUCUACUGCAAAUCAAUCUAGUACUAGUACUACAAUGGUCGUAGGGUCAUGUGGUUGAUGUGCAUGGGGAUGAGGAGCCGCUGCUUUGAUUUGAGGUGCCCAGCCCAAACAUGAUUCUGUGAUUAUUUUUCUGCGCCAUUCUCUCUUGCAGCAGCCGGCCCUCUCACCAGUCUCAUGCAUCAUCAGGCUGUUGAAUCUCUGUAGAAGAAGGGUUGGUUCUUGGCAUUGGGCUCGAGGACUGGAUGCAAACAGGCAGUUGGUGCUUCUUGCCAGCUGCAGGGAGGUGGUACUACUAAAAGGCAUUGGCCAAUGGGUAGCCCCAAAGGUGAUGCUUCAUAAGCCAACUAGGCUCGGAUGCCACUGUGGCAGCAGGACCGCUGCUUGCAUGCGCCAGGUGAAGCUUGCAGAGGAGACGGUUCUUCGGGUUCUUCAGCAGAUAAAGAAGAGCAGAUAAAGAAGGAAAGAGUAAGGAGGGAGUGGAAAAGAAGGGGAGGAAGAAUGAAAAAGAUGAACACAUGGGGACCAAAGGAUGACGGGUGUGAGGCAGCACCACCAUAGCCACCAUUGGACUGAACGCAUAACGUGAUACGUCUUCAGGGGCGUCACAUGCGCAUGGCGAGCAGAUAACUCAGAUAAGGACCUGAUGAACUCAGCCGUAUUUGGUGCCUGCAUUUCCCCUGCCUAGGCGGUGGAGCGCAAUUGAAGAACCAAACCAAGAUCACGGAAGAGCUGUACGAGCGAGUGGUCGGUCAGCUAGCUCGAUCGCCAUGAGCAGCUUCGCGGGUCAGCAGUCAAGGCCGUGGAUGGGGGACGCCGCCGCCGCCACCCCGUCGGGCGACGCGCGGGACGACGGCGCCUCCUCCAUGAAGGACCUCGGCUCCUCCACCAACGCCAGCGCCAUCUCCUUCGGCUUCGCCGCCACCGCCAUCCUCAUCGCCAUGUUCCUCCUCAUGGCCAUAUUCGAGCACCUCAUCAAGCCCGGCUGGGCGGCCUCCCGGGGCUCCCGCGGCGGCAGCGACAACGGCGACGGCGACGUCCACGGGCGCCACGCCCAGCCGCCGCACCCCGGCCGGCACCCGCGCGACCACGGCUCGCCGGAGAAGCUCGCGCCUCCGCCCAAGAUGGAGGCGGUGGUGGCGGCGGCGGACCUGACGGUGGUGAUGCCGGGGCAGCGGUACCCGACGUUUCUCGCGCAGCCGGCGCCUCUCCUGCUUCCUUGCACGAGAGAAGGCGUGCGUUGGCCGCCUCACGAUGACCAUCGCCGUCCCUUUCUGCCGCCAUGACUGUCUUCGGGCGGAUACGUGCGUGUCUGUCAUGUUUGCCUGUAAUCUGUAUAGAGCUAGAGCGAGUGUAUGGUGAGAAACGCCGGAGUUGCUGGUAUGUGCGCGAAGGAAAAUGCUGGACCGAUGGUAGUAGAUGAGCAGCAUUCAAUUCAUGUCCAGUUAGUCUCGCCUCUUGGUCGAAUGCCUUUCUUCAUGUUAUGAUCUUCCAUCUGAAUGAGUGGAUCGAGUGGCAUUCUUCUAA